GACCAAUGGGGCGAGAAUGACGCCCUCCUGGUUUUGGAAACCCCGAAGAAAAAUUUACCUACAAAAUCUCCAUUCUGAACAAAAAGUUAAAUUUGUCUGGCAUUGUGGACUUUCCAAGACAGCCUUCUGCCGCUUCAUCCUAUUGGUCCUACCUUCUUCUUGUCUCUAUUUCCAUGGCAAACAAACGCUCUGGAUGCUAUUUCUGGGUCACCCCGACAUGUUUUUUCCUUCUUCUCUGACAUUCCCCAGAUUCUGCAUUCAUUUCCAGCUUCAUGAUCUUGCAGUUUGUUAAGAUGGACCGUCGGAGUUGGUUAUGGCGCAGGAAAUCAUCUGACAAGAGUCUCGCCGAAACAGAGAGUUCGGGAUCAAUGUCAUCUCAUUCGGAAAGGUUCUUCGAUGAUCAGGCAUAUCCAACCCAAACUUCUAGUACAUCACCGGCCGUCAUGUCUAAGGUUGCAUCGAAUGAAGAAGAGGUUACCGAUGUAAAGAUUCUAAAAGAACAAUUGUCUGCUGCUCUCCUAAGCAUUAGUGUCAAAGAAGACUUGAUAAAGCAGCACGCAAAUGUUGCGGAGGAAGCAAUCUCAGGCUGGGAGAAGGCUGAAGAUGAUGUGUUGUCUUUUAAACAACAACUUGACGCUGCAAAGAAGAACAAUUCACAUCUUGAAGAACGAGUUAGUCAACUUGAUAUGGAGCUCAAGGAGUGUGCAGGGCAGCUUCGACAAGCUAGAGAAGAGCAAGAGCAAAAGAUCCACGAAGCUGUUGCGAACAAUUCUGUCGUCUGGGAAUCAAAAAAAUCAGAGCUUGAGGGUAAAGUUGCUGAGCUUGAGGCCCAGCUUCAAACAGCAAAAGUGGAAACUACUACAUCGAUUAGCUGUGAUCUUAAACAGAAACUUGAGGCUGUGGAGAAAGAGAAUGCAGGCCUUAAACUUGAGCUACAAUCUCGACUUGAAGAAAUCGACUUCAUGAUCACUGAGAAGGAUUUAAGUGCAAAAGCUGCUGAAACAGCAAGCAAGCAACAUUUGGAAAGCAUUAUGAAGAUCGCUAAUCUCGAAGCUGAGUACAGGAGACUAAAAGCCAUAGCUCAUAGAACAUGCUCUGCAAAUGAUCACGUGUCUUUGACUGCUUCCUCAGUUUUUGUAGAAUCCUUCACAGAUAGCUUGUCAGAAAGUGGAGAGAGGCUGCAUACCGUUGAAAAUGAUACCAAUGAAUGUGAGCCAAGUCGUUCUAACUCUUGGGCUUCUGCUUUGGUUACUGAAUUUGAUCAAUUUAUGAAUGAAAAGACUGCUGGAAAAAAUCGUAUGGCCGCUUCAAUCGAGAUUAACCUCAUGGAUGAUUUCCUUGAGAUGGAAAGGCUUGCCGCAUUGCCAGACACAGAGAGUGGAAGCAGUUUUCUUGAGACAGAACAGUCAGUAGAUCAACCUAAAAGUGACCAAAACACAGCCAAAACUGAUGUGGAAUCUUUGAUUCAUAGGAAUUCUGAAUUGGAGGAACAAAUAAAGAAGAUGGAGACUAAUAAACUUGGGGUUGAGAUGGAAUUAACUGAGUGCCGAGAGCAGCUCCAUGCAUCACAGAUGCAAACAAAGGAUGCGGAGUUGAAGAUAGCAGAACUUCAGACUCAGUUAGAUCUCACAAUGAAAUCAAAUCAGGAAGCAUAUGAAGAACUAGAGGAAGCUAAAACCAAGAAUGAGGUAGCGGGAUCAAAACUCUCAGUUCUUCAAACUGAGGUGCAAGAAUUGGUUUCAAAAAUUGGUUCAAUGGAGGAACAGAUUCAGAAGGAGCGAGCUUUGUCGGCUGAGUAUAAUGCCAAGCGUGAGAAGUUGGAGGAUGAACUUUCAAGAAUAAAGCACGAUGCUCAGCUUCAGAGAGAAGCCGAGAUACUGGAUAGGGAAGGAAUCACUAAGGAGCUGAAGUUAAAGCGGGAGAAGGAACUUUCACUGGCUGCUAGUAGACUUGCAGAGUGCCAGAGAACCAUCGCAUCUCUUGGUCAGCGGUUAGAGUCUCUUGCAACAUUGGAAGACCUCCCACAUGAUUCUCAGAAACCCGUGGGGCUAACUAGUGAAGCUAAACAGAGUCCCAAAAGUGCAGAUCAACUCUUAAAAUCACGCCACAGCGAUUUGAAUUUCCAAAGAAGAGAUUUUGUGUCUUCAAUAUCGAGAAACCCAUAUACUGCCUCUGAGAAAAGCCGUAGUGGUUUUGGAAAGUCGGCCCCCAGAAGUAAGAGCGUAAGCAGAGCAGGACGACACUGAAAAACGCUGCGGUUUUUUUUUUCCGGGGGGGGGGGGAGUUCAACGAAAAAAAAAAAUCUAAGUUGUUUAUCCGUUCAUAUCUGCCUGAGGUUGUGUACAAUACAAGUCUUGCAUAAGUACUAAGAAACCAAACAAUGCCCUUGAAUAGGAAUAUUACUGAAGUGAAGCAGUUUUAAA
Molecule: messenger RNA, 2423 nt
Organism: Neltuma alba
Lineage: Eukaryota; Viridiplantae; Streptophyta; Magnoliopsida; Fabales; Fabaceae
Product: filament-like plant protein
Exons: 5
Coding region: 273-2246 (657 amino acids)
Source: RefSeq, a predicted model, not a curated record